AUGUCAGGCACUAGUCCACUUCCUUCAGAUAUAGCAUCUACAUCACCUUCCACUCCUGCAAUGUCAGCCACUAGUCCUCUUCCUUCAGAUAUAGCAUCUACAUCAGCAUCCACUCCUGCAAUGUCAGCCACUAGUCCUCUUCCUUCAGAUAUAGCAUUCACAUCAGCAUCCACUCUUGCAAUGUCAGCCACUAGUACUGUUCCUUCAGAUAUAGCAUCUACAUCACCUUCCACUCCUGCAAUGUCAGCCACUAGUCCUCUUCCUUCAGAUAUAGCAUCUACAUCACCUUCCACUCCUGCAAUGUCAGCCACUAAUCCUCUUCCUUCAGAUAUAGCAUCUACAUCACCUUCCACUCCUGCAAUGUCAGCCACUAGUACUCUUCCUUCAGAUACAGCAUUCACAUCAGCAUCCACUCCUGCAAUGUCAGCCACUAGUCCUCUUCCUUCAGAUAUAGCAUCCACAUCAGCAUCCACUCUUACAAUGUCAGCCACUAGUCCUCUUCCUUCAGAUAUAGCAUCUACAUCACCUUCCACUCCAGCAAUGUCAGCCACUAGUCCUCUUCCUUCAGAUAUAGCAUCUACAUCAGCAUCCACUCCUGUAAUGUCAGCCACUAGUCCUCUUCCUUCAGAUAUAGCAUCCACAUCAGCAUCCACUCCUGCAAUGUCAGCCACUAGUCCUCUUCCUUCAGAUAUAGCAUCUACAUCACCUUCCACUCCUGCAAUGUCAGCCACUAGUCCUCUUCCUUCAGAUAUAGCAUCUACAUCAGCAUCCACUCCUGCAAAUGUCAGCCACUAG
Acanthosepion pharaonis is the source of this 795-nucleotide messenger RNA. The record is from the annotation of a GenBank genome assembly. Lineage: Eukaryota; Metazoa; Mollusca; Cephalopoda; Sepiida; Sepiidae.